Molecule: messenger RNA, 1222 nt
Organism: Onychostoma macrolepis
Lineage: Eukaryota; Metazoa; Chordata; Actinopteri; Cypriniformes; Cyprinidae
Product: coenzyme Q-binding protein COQ10 homolog, mitochondrial
Exons: 5
Coding region: 127-831 (234 amino acids)
Biological process (GO): ubiquinone biosynthetic process; cellular respiration
Cellular component (GO): mitochondrion
Molecular function (GO): ubiquinone binding
Source: RefSeq, a predicted model, not a curated record
UAAAGCCACUCCACUAUCGCUCAGUUCCAGCGGAGCCGCCGGUUAUUACGGCCAUCGGCACAGUUAUCAUUGCGCAGGGAUUUUUCGGAAAAGAUCCAGUGAUUUUACAAGCUUCCAAUAGCACAAAUGGCAAAAAAGGCCGCUUUGCUUUUUGUCCGGGCUCUGGAGAUGUCAGAAAGACAGUCAUGCGAUGUCAUGAGGAGAAACUCCAACUGCACCAUCAGACAUUUGAGCUCCUGCGGUAUCUUAGCUACAAGGCCGGUAAGCUUACCUCCUCCUUCAGCAUCUUCUCAGAUGGUGCCCACCCGGAGCUUCAUUAACUUGUCAGCCCCUCUCAUAACGCGGAGAAUGGAGUACUCAGAGAGCCGGAGCAUUGGUUACUCAACCGAGCAGAUGUACAACAUUGUUGCCAAUGUGGACCAGUACCAGCAGUUUGUGCCUUGGUGCAAGAAGUCAAAGGUAACGAGGGGCCGGAAUGGGGACAUGAGAGCCCAACUUGAAAUCGGGUUCCCCCCAAUCAUCGAACGCUACACCUCUGAGGUCACAGUCAUCCCGAACCACCAAGUCCGAGCGGUGUGUACAGACGGGACGCUCUUUAAUCACCUUGAGACAUUGUGGCGAUUUACUCCUGGAGCUGCAGGCCAGACCGAAUCCUGCAAUGUAGAAUUCUUUGUGUCAUUUGAGUUCAAAUCCUUGCUCCACUCACAAUUAGUGACAGUAUUUUUUGAUGAGGUGGUCAAACAGAUGGUCAACGCUUUCGAGACACGAGCAACCAAACUUUACAGCACCGGCGUUCAUCGACAGAAGACUUCACUCAGAAGAGCAACUUGAGAACCUUGUUAAAACGGACACAAGGACAUACAUAACCACAAACAUUGUUAAAAUGUUCUGGAGAAGAACAGCUCCUCUUUUUUAAAUCCAGUUUGUUGGAUUUUGGACUGUUAAUGCCAGCACAUGUUUUUGCUGAAAAAAACACAUUUGAGAAGCCUAUUUAUUUAAACCAAAAGAGAUAUAAUUUAUUGUGAUGAGUGUGUGUGUAUAAUUUAUAUAUUAUCUGUGGAGUGAAAGAUGAUUGCAGUAAAAAAUGUUCAGGAUGGAUGCUUUUUCAUAUUUAUGAUCAUUAUAUUCACAAGGUUGACCAAAGGGAAACAAAAUCAUCUCUAAAUUAUUAUUGAGUGCACUUUUUCCAGACUUGUAAUAAAACAAUAAUAUAUUUUCUUAA